Messenger RNA from Mauremys mutica (yellowpond turtle), 1023 nucleotides. RefSeq names its product olfactory receptor 10A2-like. Gene Ontology annotation, biological process: G protein-coupled receptor signaling pathway. Gene Ontology annotation, cellular component: membrane. The coding region runs from base 70 to 1023 and encodes 317 amino acids. The transcript has 2 exons. Gene Ontology annotation, molecular function: G protein-coupled receptor activity; olfactory receptor activity. The record is from RefSeq and is a predicted model, not a curated record. Lineage: Eukaryota; Metazoa; Chordata; Testudines; Geoemydidae.
GUGCAUGAGGAAGUGGUCCUUGGUGCAGCUAGUUGGUGAGGACUGUAUAGAAACUCUCCCGAAUUUCAGAUGAAAAAUAGCCAAGAAACAGUGAGAAGAAACAGCACGACAAUCACUGGAUUCAUUCUCCUCAGUUUUUCUGACAUUCCCAGUAUGCAGCAUUUAUUUUUUUCGGUGUUUCUGGUCACCUACAUAGUCACCUUGGCUGGAAACCUGCUAAUCAUUGUCCUCACAUUGGCUGACCCAGCCCUUCAUACCCCCAUGUACUUCUUCCUCAGGAACCUGUCCUUCCUGGAGAUGUGCUACACAUCAGUCAAUGUCCCCAAGAUGCUUGGAAAUCUGUUCUCUGGGGAUAAAGCCAUCUCUUUCAUUGGCUGUGCUAUGCAAACCUAUUUCUCUUUUUUCCUUGGUGGGUCAGAGUGUUUUCUCUUGGCAUUCAUGGCCUACGACCGCUAUGUUGCAAUAUGCAAGCCUCUGCAUUACCCAGUGGUUAUGAACAGGAAGGUGUCCACUGGACUGGCUGCUGGAUCCUGGCUCAGUGGUUUCCUCAUGUCCUUUGGUCUCACCAGCAUGGUGUUCACCCUACCCUUCUGCAGAUCUCACGAGAUUAAUCAUUUCUUCUGUGACAUCCCUCCACUGCUUAAGCUGGCGUGUGGAGACACCUCCCGCAAUGAAAUGGCUGUCUUCAUGGUGGCUAUGUCCUUUGUCACCUUUCCCUUCAUGCUGAUCCUCAUGUCCUACGUCUGCAUCAUCUCCACCAUCCUGAGGAUGCCAUCCGGGGAGGGCAGGAAGAAAUCCUUCUCCACCUGCUCCUCACACCUCGUUGUGGUAACAACGUUCUAUGGCUCCGCUUGCAUUAUGUAUCUGAAGCCCAAUUCCUCCUACUCACCAGACACAGACAAGUUUCUCUCUCUGUCCUACACGGUCAUCACGCCCAUGUUAAACCCCAUCAUCUACAGCCUGAGGAACAAAGAGGUGAAGGGAGCAUUCUGGAGAAUGGUGCGGAGAAGAAGGUUCCAUUGA